Bolinopsis microptera is the source of this 1097-nucleotide messenger RNA. RefSeq names its product dentin sialophosphoprotein-like. The transcript has 3 exons. Bases 1 to 1095 code for a protein of 364 amino acids. The record is from RefSeq and is a predicted model, not a curated record. NCBI's taxonomy places the organism in Eukaryota, Metazoa, Ctenophora, Tentaculata, Lobata, Bolinopsidae.
AUGGGUUCAGGAGAUACCGAAACUGAUUCAGAAGUUACUGAUUCAGGUGACACUGAUGCAGGAGAUGCUGAUUCAGGUGACACUGAUGCAGGAUAUGCUGAUUCAGGUGACACUGAUGCAGAAGAUGCUGAAAUUGAUUCAGAGGAUGUUGAAAUUGAUUCAGAAGAUGCUGAAAUUGAUUCAGAAGAUACUGAAAUUGAUUCAGGUAACACUGAUUCAGGUGACACUGAUUCAGGAGAUACUGUUUCAAGUGACAAUUAUUCAGGUGAUAGUGACACUGAUGCAGGAGAUGCUGAUCCAGGUGACACUGAUGCAGGAGAUGCUGAAAUUGAUUCAGAAGAUGCUGAAAUUGAUUCAGAAGAUGCUGAAAUUUAUUCAGAAGAUACUGAUUCAGGUGACACUGAUGCAGGAGAUGCGGAAAUUUAUUCAGAAGAUGCUGAAAUUGAUUCAGAAGAUGCUGAAAUUUAUUCAGAAGAUAUUGAAAUUGAUUCAGGUGACACUGAUUCAGGAGAUACUGUUUCAAGUGACAAUUAUUCAGGUGAUAGUGACACUGAUGCAGGAGAUGCUGAUCCAGGUGACACUGAUGCAGGAGAUGCUGAAAUUGAUUCAGAAGAUGCUGAAAUUGAUUCAGAAGAUGCUGAAAUUUAUUCAGAAGAUACUGAUUCAGGUGACACUGAUGCAGGAGAUGCGGAAAUUUAUUCAGAAGAUGCUGAAAUUGAUUCAGAAGAUGCUGAAAUUUAUUCAGAAGAUAUUGAAAUUGAUUCAGGUGACACUGAUUCAGGAGAUGCUGAAAUUGAUUCAGAAGAUGCUGAAAUUUAUUCAGAAGAUACUGAUUCAGGUGACACUGAUGCAGGAGAUGCGGAAAUUUAUUCAGAAGAUGCUGAAAUUGAUUCAGAAGAUGCUGAAAUUUAUUCAGAAGAUAUUGAAAUUGAUUCAGGUGACACUGAUUCAGGAGAUACUGUUUCGGGAGAUACUGAUUUAGGAGAUACUGAUUCAGGAGAUACUCAUUCAGAUGGAAUAUCUGAUUUAGCACUAGGUGAUAUCGAUACAGAUAAAGAUGAAACUGAAAUGCAUGAAACUAUGCAAAGUUCAUAGAU